UGCUAUAGCCACCUCUGAAAUUCGUAUCGAAGAUAUAAUGCAAAUUUGUUUAAUGAUACAUCGUUAUACGGCAAUUAACUUUGCUUAAGACGACGCUAUGCCGGGUAUCGGGUGAAACGCAGGCAGAAAGUAAUGUUCCUAUGAUGCGUCAUGAAUCGGCUCGCCAAAUCUAUUAAUCAGCCGCAGAGCUCAGUCAGGUUUUCGCUGUGUCGUCAAAGCGAUAACGAUCUUUUAUCACCGCAGAGUAAAGUCAGACCGAGAACAAAACCUUCUUCUGCACUGGGUAUCCAUAUCCAAGGCAACAAGAAAUCCCACCAUACUUCGAACUGUUUGUGCCACAACUGCAACAACGGAGCGACGAGUGAAGCGGAUAAGUGGGGAGAGCCGAGGACUAUUGAGUCGAGUCGGCUGAUUGUCACGUUGUAAACAUCUUUCUUGCUUGAAUUCUAGGCCGUAUUAGCCUAAUUUGGUCUUGAUCAUCUUAGAAAUAGCUCGUACGAUGACGUAACAGAUGUAGUGAUUCUUGUUUCAUCGAAAUUGAGUGUAGUGCUAACGAGAAACAGCAUGGCAGAGUCGAGGCAGGACAAUUUUCAGUCGUGUUGCAGGCUGUGCCUCUCCGACCGGCAAGAAACUUUUAAGUCUGUUUUCGACGCCUCUCUGAAUCACAAAGACUUGCCGCAAAAGAUAAUGCAAUUUGUAUCCAUCGAGAUUUUGGACAGUGAUAGAUUAUCAAUACACAUAUGUGACGAAUGUAUAACACGGCUAGAGGCAUGGAAUACGUAUAAAAACCAGUGUCUCCAAAAUCAAAGCAUUCUGAUAGAAUGGUUAAAAAAAUCUACGAACGUCAAUGAUAUAUCCGAUUCACAUGUCCAUAUAAAAACGGAACCAUCUGAUGAACACGAGCCCGAUAUAAUUAAUCCUGACCUAUUAUUACAACCUAAACUCGAGCCUUUAGAUAUAAGUUCUGUGGACGAAGACUACAACGAUCUGCCUCCGCCAUUAACUCCUCACAACCCAGAGGAACAUGAUUUUUUGGAAAACGGAGAGGAAACCAUUCAAGAUGACGGAAAAACGUGCCUCCAGUGCAAUAAAUCUUUUAGCUCGGUCGCAAAUAGAAAAAGACACGAGCAACACGCUCACAAAAGUGCAUUUAAAAGGUCUCAGAUGUGCGAAAUUCGACCUGCAGUGGACGUUUCGCUAAAUAAUACUUCUUCAGAAAAUACCAAGGCCGAUCCGACAUUAGACGAAUCAUCUCAAGACAGUCAGUCGCAAAAUUCGGAAGAGUCGACAAUCGAACCGUCCUCCCAAGAUAAUCAACAAAAAAUUGAAUUCGCCGCUGGGUUAAAGCUAUUCCAGAAAGAUUCGGCACCGAUCGAGUUCGAAGCCCUUUCCAAAAUCGAAUUGAGUUACUUGGAGAAAUGCAAGGCAAUGGUCGCAAUGUAUAAAACGUUGAAAUGCGCUUGUCACAAAAUUCAGCACGCCAGUUUGAGGGGACUUUUAUCCCAUUUGCGUGCAUUACGGAUUUGGUUCCCCUUAUUUACCUGUUAUCAUUGCAUGAUUUCUUUCACCGAUCGUUCGACGUUCACCAGGCAUCACGUGAGAUGCAGCAAAAAGCAAUUGGAGACCCUAACGAAACUCUCUAAUCUUAAGAAAAGGAGCGAAAUCAAAACGAGAUUGUAUCAGAAUUUCAAAUGCGUUCGGUGUAAAUUCAUGUACAGCUUCCACGAAGACUACUGCCAGCACGUAAAUGAGGACCACGGUUCUGGUGAUCCUCCGUUCUACUGCUCGUGUAGAAACGCAUUCGACAGUGCCGACGACUAUAAGCGACACGUCUAUGACUCGUGUUUGAUCUCUUACUAUUGCGACCUUUGUUUCGAAACGUUUACCUCACUUGACGACUUUCAAAGCCACGCCCAAGAAAUGCACGACAAUUCCGAGGGUUUCGUUCUUCUUCAGGACGAUAACUACACCAAAAGACCCAAGCACACACCCGCUGCUUCUACUAGACACAAUAAUGACCAAUCGCUCGUCGUUACAGGCAAAAGGGAACGUAGACAGUCCUCGAAAAAUCCACCGAGUAUGACUACGGCAGACUUCGAGGAAAAUUGCAAAGAUAUCCCAACUAAACUUCUUAUCAACACGAUUGUUCCUCAAUCGGAUAAGGACCCCAAAGCUCCAGCCAAGUGCCCGAUAUGCCAAAAGGAAUAUUCCAAUACUUACAAUAUGGUGCGCCAUUACAGGACCCAUAUAGAUAAAGACCAAGUAGUGGCCGCCAACCUCUCAGACGACGCAAACUCUUCGUAUUAUUCUUGCCCAGACUGUGGCGGAAUGUUUGCAAACGAAGAGUGGGUACAGCAUAUACAGGAGAACCACGAACCUCAAACGUGCACGGAAUGCGAAAAGACUUUCCAAUUCCAAACGGAACUGGAUCAACAUCGCAGCGUUCAUUUAAAUUUGAAGAUUAGCAGAGAUUCAAAGACCCAUUCUUACAAAACAACUAUGCUGAGUCCCGAAGACGAAGACCAAUUGCCCGGCGGGAUAAUGUUAAUGUGUGAAUUUUGCGACGCAAUGUUCCCUAGUAAAGAAGACCUUAAACAACACAAGAUCAUGCACGAUAUGUCGAUGGACGAGGACGACGCUCCUAUGCUCGAGGUUAACGGCGAAUUUGAAGAUCUGAAAGACAUCAAACUCGACAAAUUCGAAUGUCUCGAGUGCGACAGACAGUACAGUAGUGCCAAAUCUCUUCGGGAGCAUAACAAACACGUGCACGGAUACAUGAAGCAAAGCGAAUAUCCGAAACAGUGCGAUUAUUGCGAAAAAGUCUGUACCACCGGCGCGGCUCUAUUUCUUCACAAGCAAAUGCACGAACGUAUGAUGUUGGGAGAUUUUAAGAAAGCUAAAGCGGCACCCGUUAAAGCGCGUAAGAAAAGUACCACCCUCGAGGAGGAGGAGGAGGAAUCUUAUCACACCUGCAAACGUUGCUUUAAGGUGUUUUCGUCCAAGUAUAAUCUGAAAGCUCACAUGAAAUGUCACGGGAUAAGUCCUCCCAAGAAAGGAUCGAAGAGGCUGACUUGCGAUAUAUGUAAAGUGACGUUUGACAACGACGACGAGCUGAUCGAGCACAAAGAAUUAGAACACGGUAUGAAUUUGGACGAGAUGCCCGACUUGACGAACGAAACGGAGGAGGACACGAAGAUGCCUAUCGUGUACACGUGCGACGUGUGCGUCAUAACUUGCAACUCGAGGGCGGCCCUUAAGAAACACAAAGAGACUCAUGCUAAAGAGGGCGCCAAACCGGUCGUUCCAAAGACUAAGAAUACCUCGAUUUACUGUAAAUAUUGCAAAAUAGCUUUCAACAGCACCAUGGAAUUAACGAGACACAUGCACGUCGAACACGCGGAGUCCGCGAAGCCGAAAGAAGUGCCAGGAGGUGAGAAAAAUAUUAAACCCUUUAAGUGUCCGAUUUGCGGUAAGGGUUUCGCCACUUCGGGAGCAAUGACGGCCCACGCGGGUUGGCACAAACGCAGCAAGGGACUCGCAGAAGGCCCCAAUACACCCCAGCAGACGAUGGCAAACAAAAUAAACAAACAAAUAAGAGUAAUUCAAAAGAUCGCAGAUGCCGCCGCUAGUAAGCCAAAGAAUAACGUCGUAUCUGAAUUCCGCUGUUCUACUUGUUUGGCCGAACUGCCAAACGACACAGCUUUGCAAAUUCAUAUUCUCGAAAAGCACCGCAGCGUAAACGCCAUUAUGCUGAUACCCCGAUGCAACACGUGCAGUCAAGAUUUCGAGACUCAAGAGGAAUAUGACACUCAUAAACGUUUCCACGAUUUCCUAGAGAGACAAAAGAAACACGAUAUGCAAAAAUCGGAACUGCCACAGGCCGGCGUGGGUUCUGCUAAACCAAAGUUCCCGUGUCAAUAUUGCAAAUCUUCGUUUAGCAGAAGUGACACUCUCAACACCCAUAUCAAACAGCAUCAUCAAGAGCACGUGGUCACAGAGUUUAAGUGCAACCAGUGUGACAGGGUAUUUGAUAAACAAAAUUCUUUGAGCAUUCAUCUGAAAGUCCACGAGAAGCAGAAAGCUAUCGGGGGAGGAGGGUCGAAAUCUCAGUUUUCUUGUUCGAUUUGCAACAUGAGGUUCAACUUACCCAAAGAUCUGAGGAUGCACACCAUCAACGCCCAUCCGUUUUGAAGGCACGUGUUAGAGUUAACUAUUUAGCCAAGAAGCUGAAGAUACUUAUAGACUGAUAUGUGUACAUAUUAUUGAAAAAAAAAAAAGUUUAUUAUACAUUAGUUAUUUUUCAUUUAACAACGUGUAGGUGCUAACUGCAGUCAUGAUUAGAAAUAUUUGACAUUCCGUUGCCAGAAUUUAUCAUGCACCUCUUGUUUUCUGAAUAUGUUUAUUCCUUUUUUUUUGUUCAACUGUAUUAAUAAAUUUCAUAAAGAGUUAAA
Molecule: messenger RNA, 4451 nt
Organism: Cylas formicarius (sweet potato weevil)
Lineage: Eukaryota; Metazoa; Arthropoda; Insecta; Coleoptera; Brentidae
Product: zinc finger protein 62-like
Exons: 6
Coding region: 565-4191 (1208 amino acids)
Biological process (GO): regulation of transcription by RNA polymerase II
Cellular component (GO): nucleus
Molecular function (GO): zinc ion binding; RNA polymerase II transcription regulatory region sequence-specific DNA binding; DNA-binding transcription factor activity, RNA polymerase II-specific
Source: RefSeq, a predicted model, not a curated record